GCUCACUCCCAAGCAGCUCGAUCCCCGCUGGGUGUCCUCCAGGGCCGCCCUCAGGCCCCGCAUGGGCGCGCUCUUCCGCCCCGCGGACUGGCAGCCCGAGGUGGCCCGCGCCGCGCCGGUGGCGCUGCCGGAGCAUGUCGGGCCGGCGGCGCUGGCGGCGGCGCUGCUGUCAAUGCCGAGGUUGUGA
Monoraphidium neglectum is the source of this 187-nucleotide messenger RNA. RefSeq lists its product as hypothetical. The annotation marks the transcript as partial. The transcript has a single exon. NCBI's taxonomy places the organism in Eukaryota, Viridiplantae, Chlorophyta, Chlorophyceae, Sphaeropleales, Selenastraceae. The record is from RefSeq and is a predicted model, not a curated record. Gene Ontology annotation, molecular function: acyltransferase activity, transferring groups other than amino-acyl groups.